Messenger RNA from Lecanosticta acicola, 1458 nucleotides. NCBI's taxonomy places the organism in Eukaryota, Fungi, Ascomycota, Dothideomycetes, Mycosphaerellales, Mycosphaerellaceae. The record is from the annotation of a GenBank genome assembly.
AUGUCGCGGGGAGCGCCUCAGGGAGGCUCGCGCAAGAUCUCCUUCAACGUGUCGGAGCAGUACGAUAUCCAGGAUGUGGUCGGCGAGGGUGCAUACGGUGUCGUCUGCUCCGCCUUGCACAAGCCCUCGGGCCAGAAAGUCGCCAUCAAGAAGAUCACGCCCUUCGACCACUCCAUGUUCUGCCUGCGGACGCUGCGUGAGAUGAAGCUCCUGCGCUACUUCAACCACGAGAACAUCAUCUCCAUCCUCGACAUCCAGAAGCCGCGCAACUACGAGGCCUUCACCGAGGUGUACCUCAUUCAGGAGCUGAUGGAGACGGACAUGCACCGCGUCAUUCGCACCCAGGAGCUCUCCGACGACCACUGCCAGUACUUCAUCUACCAGACCUUGCGCGCCCUCAAGGCCAUGCACUCGGCCAACGUCCUCCACCGCGACCUCAAGCCGUCGAACCUUCUGCUCAACGCUAACUGCGAUCUGAAAGUUUGCGACUUCGGCCUCGCUCGCUCGGCAGCCAGCACGGAGGACAACCAGGGCUUCAUGACCGAGUACGUGGCCACUCGGUGGUACCGCGCCCCAGAGAUCAUGUUGACUUUCAAGGAGUACACCAAGGCAAUCGACGUGUGGUCAGUGGGAUGUAUUCUGGCAGAGAUGCUGAGUGGCAAGCCGCUCUUCCCGGGCAAAGACUACCACCAUCAGCUCACUCUUAUCCUGGACGUGCUCGGCACGCCAACCAUGGAGGACUACUACGGGAUCAAGUCGCGUCGUGCGAGAGAGUACAUUCGGAGUCUCCCAUUCAAGAAGAAGAUUCCGUGGAAGGCGAUGUUCCCCAAGACAUCCGACUUGGCGCUUGACUUGCUCGAGCGACUGCUCGCCUUCAACCCGGUGAAGCGUAUCAGCGUGGAGGAUGCGCUGAAGCACCCGUACCUGGAGCCCUACCACGACCCAGAAGAUGAGCCCACGGCAGAUCCGAUCCCAGAGGAGUUUUUCGAUUUCGACAAGAACAAGGACAACUUGUCCAAGGAGCAGCUGAAGCGUAAGGACUGACAUUGCCCUUAGAGAAAUUACGGGAGCUAAUAACUAUGUCCCAGGUCUGAUUUACGAGGAGAUUAUGCGGUAACGUCAAGCCAAGGAACCACCCAACGACCAUAUUGUUUUCUUUUGUCAUUUGCCCAAAAAAAUCACAAACCAAAAAACUGUAAUGUCCACACUACCCACCACGUCACCGGUACUAAUAUGUCUUGUCACAGCAACAAAUCUUUCCCCGGAUCUACUCCCGCCAAGUUCCCUCCCGGCCCUCCAAAUCCCACUCCCAAGCGACACGACAGUACCCGACCAUCUCCCCCUACUCCUUCGACCGGCACGCAGUCCAACGUGUCCAACGUCUCCUCCACGAGCGGCGAGAUCCGCAUCUCCCUCGACCCGGCCCUGCGCGACGCGUACGGCCCGUACACUUGCUAG